AUGAAUAAAAGGCACACGACGCCCAAGACAUCCAUACGGAAGGCUUUAAAGGAUCUUAACGCCUCCAAGAAGACCCUCCCACCAGUCCAAACAACACACCAAUUGAAUGCUGGCCCAUCACAAGCAUCUUAUGGGAGAGGUUCCGCAGUGCCCAAGGCUAAUAAAGAAACCCCGGCGGUGCUGCUCUCCAAAGCUGGCUCCAAAACUGGUUCUAACACCGGCCCCCAGGACGCGAGAAUGGAGUUUAACGGUAUUCUCAAAGACAUCAGGGAAAUUAGCCUGCCCCUCCUGGAUAAACGAGCGAGGAAGAUUUACAUGGACGCCAAGAUCUGCGCUCUCGGCGGAAAGUUGAGAAAAGAAAGUAGACUACCGUUGCCGGAAUAUUUGAGGCAGAAGGAAUGUCAUGAAAACAAAAUUCUGCGACGGAAAGAACAGGAAAGGGAAACCAAUAUACGUUCGUUGACAACGGAAGCCAUGAGCUACCGUGAGAUACUGCGCAAGAAAAAAGAGCGCGUCCAACGAAUCAAGACAAGCAAGGUAAAAUUGUACUAA
Gregarina niphandrodes is the source of this 552-nucleotide messenger RNA. RefSeq lists its product as hypothetical. The record is from RefSeq and is a predicted model, not a curated record. The transcript has 2 exons. The coding region runs from base 1 to 552 and encodes 183 amino acids. NCBI's taxonomy places the organism in Eukaryota, Apicomplexa, Conoidasida, Eugregarinorida, Gregarinidae.